AUGGCCAACUCCCCACUCAAUCUCCAGGCUGUCUACACUGCCCCAGACACCACCAAAGUCUUCACGCACGAGAUCCCCGCCGCGUCGAGCACAGACUCUUUCGCUGCUAAACAGUCUCACCUGGCAACCCUGCAAUCUCUCAUCCCCAAGCUACAAGAGGGGAUCAAUGUCUUCCUGACCGAGCGCAUGGAAGAAGACAAGAAGGCCCAGGGUGCAAUCUCAGAGAAGGAGGCCAGAGAAGAGGAAAACUACGGCGAGGAAGUGGUCGAGGAGGAUGCUUGA
Molecule: messenger RNA, 282 nt
Organism: Penicillium subrubescens
Lineage: Eukaryota; Fungi; Ascomycota; Eurotiomycetes; Eurotiales; Aspergillaceae
Exons: 1
Coding region: 1-282 (93 amino acids)
Source: RefSeq, a predicted model, not a curated record